AUGGGCACAGCGAUCGGAUUAGGUGGGCUCAACCCACCCCCUCCGUCAAACAACACAGUGCGGGUCCGCAUGAUAGACACAAAAUCUUUCAUGUCAUUGCAUGCCUUUUCCUUUGUCAAGCCGGUAAUGCCUGGGCACGAACGAAUGAGUGUCACAACCGUGGCCUUUUUGAUCGAAAAUGAGCGACUAGAAAAGAAAGCGAUGUUUGAUCUUGGAACACGAAAGGACUAUUGGAACUCCCCACCAUUCACACUCACGAGAAUCGAGGCCGCGAUCCCGGGCGUGAAGAUCGAGAAGGAUGUCACAGAGAUUUUGCAGGAGCAAGGCAUGAGGCUGGAUGAGAUCGGAACGGGACCUUUUCCCGCAUAUCCCGAGAACCCAAACUCCAAUCUUAACGGCGAUGAUUUCAAGGACAGGGAAUGUGUUGAGAUUGACUGCACAGACUUACACAUCGGACCGUUCAGUGCUACCGACUUCUAUGGAGAUGGCUCCCUAUAUCUGCUAGACACCCCCGGACAUUGGCCAGGACAUAUAUGUGCUUUGGCUCGAACUACACCAGACACUUUUGUCUUUCUCGGUGGUGACAUUUGCCAUUUCGCAGGCGAUUUUAGGCCUAGUGAGGAAAUCCCAUUACCGAACUCUAUUCCCGCGGAUUCUCUUCUCAGCAGUCAAAAAUACCCGAUGCCAUGUCCAUGCGAGUUCUUCUCCGCUCAUCAUCCUCAGCUUCGAGAAAUUGGGCCCUCGGUCGAUACAAAAUCCACGCCAUUUUACCAACUCUCGACACAUGCGCAUUCAACCUACAAAGAUCCGGCCACUGCUGCGAUUUCGACCUACGGAAUGCAAAAGUAUUUCGACGCUGAUCCCAAUAUCAUGGUCUUUCUAGCGCACGACACAUCAUUACUUGAUCAUUUGCCCACUUUCAAUGAAAACCCCGAUGAUGAUCUCAACAAUUGGAAGGAGUUGGGGCUUAAACAAAAGUGUCACUGGGGAUGGAUGGGUGAGCUUCCACGGUAUGAUAAAGAUGGAAAUGUGGUUGGACCAGGAAAUCGGGAAAUGCCUAUUGUUGAUGGUCUUUGGGUGGAUGGCGCUCUGAUAGAAGGCUUCAAUAAAUAA
Molecule: messenger RNA, 1113 nt
Organism: Penicillium waksmanii
Lineage: Eukaryota; Fungi; Ascomycota; Eurotiomycetes; Eurotiales; Aspergillaceae
Exons: 2
Coding region: 1-1113 (370 amino acids)
Source: RefSeq, a predicted model, not a curated record